UGAAUUCCAAUUUUGUGUCUAUAUAAAAGUUUUUCAGUCGUUCUGUAACAUAAUUGCUACUGGAAACUUUCAAAAUGGACGCUAACCAGAGCAAUAAGGCCCAUCGUGGUGGUGGAUCUAAGAAAACCACGGCUAAAAAGAAGCUUCACCAGAAUGGCCAGAAUAAGAAGGCUUUUGCCGUGAAUGCCCCUAGAAAAUUGGAGCGUAUGGCCAGAAGAUCGCAUGACGUCAACGAAAGAAAGCUACAUGUUCCUAUGGUGGACAGAACACCUGAAGACGAUCCACCUCCAGUGAUAGUAGCUGUAGUAGGGCCACCUGGCACUGGAAAAACGACAUUGAUCAAGUCUUUAAUUAGAAGAUUGACAAAGACUACACUUACAGAAAUUAAGGGACCAAUCACUGUAGUUAGUGGAAAGAGAAGAAGAUUGACCUUCAUUGAAGUUUCCAACGAUUUAAACCUGAUGAUCGAUGCAGCUAAGAUCGCCGACUUGGUGUUGCUCUUGAUUGAUGGGAACUAUGGGUUGGAAAUGGAGACUAUGGAAUUCUUAAACAUUGCUCAGCACCAUGGUAUGCCUCGUGUACUUGGUGUAUCAACGCAUUUGGACUUGUUCAAAUCACAGCUGACAUUGAGAACUUCUAAAAAGAGGUUGAAACACAGAUUCUGGACAGAAGUCUACCAGGGAGCCAAGCUCUUCUAUCUUUCUGGGGUGAUUAACGGCCGGUAUCCUGACCGUGAGAUCUUGAAUUUGAGCAGAUUCAUCUCGGUGAUGAAGUUCCGUCCUUUGAAGUGGAGAAAUGAGCAUCCAUAUUUGCUUGCUGAUAGAAUCACCGACUUGACCCAUCCUCAAGAUAUAGUGGACAAUCCGAAAUGCGACAGAAAAGUCGCCAUCUACGGAUAUUUGCAUGGUACUCCGCUUGCAGCCGAAGGAGCCCAAGUUCACAUUGCUGGUGUAGGAGAUCAAGUUGUUCAUUCUGUAGAAAAGCUUCCAGAUCCUUGUCCCACUCCAUACUACGAGCAGAAGCUUGAGGAAAUUGAAAGAGAAAGAGCCAAAGCAGCUGCGGAAUCAGGAGAGCCUUUGGCCAAAACAACAAGAAGACGUAAGAGAUUGGAAGACAAACAAAAAAUCAUAUAUGCACCUAUGUCUGACGUGGGUGGUGUGCUUGUAGACAAGGAUGCAGUGUAUAUCGAUAUGGGCAACAGACAAGCUUUUGUCAAGGGCGAGGAAGGUGAAGAAAUGGGAGAAGGAGAAAAGUUGGUCACAGAUUUACAAGAGGUCCAGAAGACCAUGGCCGAACGUUUGGAGGAAGGUCCCGGUUUGCAAUUGUUUUCCAGUUCAGAUGCAUUGAAGAAAGUUAACGAAGAAGAAGAUAGCGAAACAGAAGGAGGCUUGUUAUCAGACCUUGACUCUGAUGAUGAUGAAGAAGAGACUGAACAUAUAAACACAGGAAGAAAGUCGAUGAGAAAAGCUCGUGUGUACGGGAAGUCGUUAAAGGAAGACACUGAAUUUGAUGACGAGUUGUCUGAAGUUGACGAAGAAGAUUUCGACGACGAGUCUGAGCCAAAGAUGAUAGAAGUUGAUUUUCACAAGAACGGGAACAAGUACAGAGAGGAUGAGCUCGAGUUCGUCGAAGAUUCGUCCUUGUCUUCAGAUGAAGAAGAGGACUACAUAGCUACUGCUGCAAGAUUGAAGGGUUCGGCAAAGAGAAACUGGGAUAUCAACAAGCUUCUAUACUUGACCAACAUUGAGCCAGCCGAUAUUCUCAGGAGAUGGAGAGGUGAAGGCGACGAAGAAGAAGAAAGUAUCGAAGAUGAAGAGGAGAACUUCUUUUCUAAGAAAGACACCAAGGAGUCGUCAGAAGAUUUGGACAGUUUCCAACCGAAGUACCCUUCAGUAGAAGAGCUCAAGUUGAAAUUCAAUCCUGAAACUGUAGAUGAAGGUAAUAGUGACGAAGAAUACGAAAAUGGGUACAAGUUCUUGAAGUCCAGAUUCUUAGUUGCUCCUAAAUUGAACGACGAUAAUACAGAAAAAGAAGGAGGUGAAAACGAUGAUGAAGAAGUGUACGGCGAUUUUGAGGAUCUUGAAGCAGAAGACAACGACAAUAACAGCAAAGAUAAUAACGAUACAGACGACGAAGAAGCAGGUGACGACUUUGUUGACUUUGAUGAAGAGGAAGAAAAGGGAGAUGAAGGUAGCGAAGAGGAAGAAGAAGAAGAUGAAAACCUUACUGUGGAACAAAAGAGAGAACUUAACGCUGCAAAGAAAGCUAAAUUGAAAAUGCAAUUCGAGGAAGAGGAAGAUCGUGAAUUCGGAUCCAAUGAUCCAGAAGCCGAUGCCGAAGCCGAGACAUGGUACGAGUUCCAGAAAAACAAAAUUGCCAAACAGCUUGAAAUAAACAAGGCAGAAUACGAAAACAUGGAUGCAUCUACCAGAAUUAAGAUUGAAGGUUACAAGGCUGGUUCGUAUGUGAAGAUUGUCUUCAGCAAUCUUCCAUGUGAGUUCGUAGAAAAUUUACAACCAGAGUAUCCUAUAGUAUUGGGUGGAUUGCUCGCUACCGAGUCUAGAUUCGGCAUAAUGAAUGUUAGAAUCAGAAGACAUCGUUGGCACAAGAAGAUCUUGAAGUCUCAGGAUCCGUUGAUUUUGUCCUUGGGUUGGAGACGUUUCCAGACCUUACCCAUAUACACCACUUCAGAUUCCAGAACCAGAAACAGAAUGCUAAAGUAUACGCCUGAGCAUGCCUACUGUUUUGCUUCAUUCUACGGUCCUUUGGUGGCUCCUAACACGACAUUUGUUGGUUUCAACUUGGUGGAUGACCAUUCUACUACGGGAGCUUUUCGUGUCGCAGCCACUGGUAUUGUUGAAGAUUUGAACUCAUCUGUAGAAAUCGUCAAGAAACUAAAAUUGGUCGGCCACCCUUACAAGAUUUUCCGUAAUACUGCUUUCAUCAAGGACAUGUUCUCCAACUCUUUGGAGGUGGCCAAGUUUGAAGGUGCUUCCAUCAGAACUGUUUCUGGUAUUCGUGGUGAAAUUAAGAGAGCUUUGUCCAAACCAGAAGGCCACUUCAGAGCUACGUUUGAAGACAAAGUCUUGAUGUCAGACAAGAUUUUCUUAAAGACUUGGUACCCUGUUAAGGUCAAGAAAUUCUAUAACCCUGUGACCUCGUUGUUGCUUGGAAAGCACAACGAAUGGAAGGGUAUGAGAUUGACUGGAGCAGUAAGAGCUGAACAGAACAUUGCUACACCUCUAUUGUCUGAUAGUGCCUACACGAAAAUCGAGAGAACUGAAAGGAGAUUCAACCCAUUGAAGGUUCCAAAGAGUAUCAAGGCUAGCUUGCCUUUCAAAUCUCAAAUCGCUGAGAUGAAGCCUCAAAAGAAGAAGACGUACAUGGCCAAGAGAGCUGUUGUUCUUGGAGGAGACGAGAAGAAGGCAAGAGACUUGAUGCAGAAGAUUGCUACCGUCAAGAAUGAGAAAGAGAGCAAGAGAAAGACAAAGAAGGAUGAAAAGUUCAAGGAUAAGUUGAAGAAGAUAGCUAAACAACAAGAGUUGAGAAAGGAAAAAGAAAAAGAAAGAAAGAAGGACUUCUUUUCACGUGAGGGUAAGAAGAGGUCAUUGCAAUCUAGUGAAGGUAAUAGUCAAGCCUUUGGAAAGAAGAGACGUGUAUAA
Molecule: messenger RNA, 3662 nt
Organism: Scheffersomyces stipitis CBS 6054
Lineage: Eukaryota; Fungi; Ascomycota; Pichiomycetes; Serinales; Debaryomycetaceae
Product: GTPase
Exons: 1
Coding region: 75-3662 (1195 amino acids)
Biological process (GO): ribosome biogenesis; endonucleolytic cleavage of tricistronic rRNA transcript (SSU-rRNA, 5.8S rRNA, LSU-rRNA); maturation of SSU-rRNA from tricistronic rRNA transcript (SSU-rRNA, 5.8S rRNA, LSU-rRNA)
Cellular component (GO): 90S preribosome; nucleus
Molecular function (GO): GTP binding; U3 snoRNA binding; ATP binding
Source: RefSeq, a predicted model, not a curated record